Fusarium graminearum PH-1 is the source of this 831-nucleotide messenger RNA. RefSeq lists its product as uncharacterized. NCBI's taxonomy places the organism in Eukaryota, Fungi, Ascomycota, Sordariomycetes, Hypocreales, Nectriaceae. Bases 1 to 831 code for a protein of 276 amino acids. The record is from RefSeq and is a predicted model, not a curated record. The transcript has a single exon.
AUGGUCGACGCAGUGUACUCCACUCCCGAGUGGUAUUUGAAGGCCCAAGACAAAGAUGUGAGCAGUGAUAUAGGCCGAUUGACCAUCCAUCACCUCGGCUUCAAACAGGCGGCAGAGGGUACCCUGGUCUUUGCACCACUUGACUUUACCAGCGCCCCUCGAGCAAUUCUUGAUGUCGGAGUUGCAGAUGGUUUGUGGAUGCGCGAUGUUCAAUCAUCCAUUCCUGAGGCUGUCCGGGGUGACCAUACGUUUCUCGGUACUGAUAUCAACACUUCUUUCUUCCCCACUACCGCCACGAAGGGCAUCACGUACGUGAAACAAGACAUCAAGGACCCACCACCUCAGAUAUGGCACGAGUCCUUCGACCUCAUCAACCUACGCAUGAUACUCAUAGCAGCUGGUUCAGGUGACGCCCAGCGACAUGUAGUCAACCAGCACAUUCAACUUCUCAAACCUGGUGGCUGGAUCCAAAUUGGUGACUGCGAUCGAGUCUGUCCUACCUCUAGCGAAGAAAACCCGCGUUAUAACGACAUGUUUGCUUGCAUUCGCGCAGUUUGUCAAGCGUCUGGACUGGAUCCUCUCGAGGCCCCAAAAAUGAAAUCUUGGCUUGUGGACGCUGGGCUGGAGGACGUCCAGGAGAGAAAGGCGUUGCGUGCUGUUGGGAAGCGAAACAAGGAUCAAGAGCUAGGAAGUUUGGGAAUAAAGGCAGAUUUGGUCAUCGCGAAGGGCUUUGCAGCUGGUGCCAAAGGUGAGUUUGAUAGUGAAUUGAAGAAAAGUUCCAUACUGACCUGGCUUAGCCUUGGACCCAUCUCUCAAACCAUUGAUGGAUGA